Poecilia reticulata (guppy) is the source of this 1884-nucleotide messenger RNA. RefSeq names its product Fas apoptotic inhibitory molecule 2b (gene faim2b). Gene Ontology annotation, cellular component: endoplasmic reticulum; membrane; Golgi apparatus. NCBI's taxonomy places the organism in Eukaryota, Metazoa, Chordata, Actinopteri, Cyprinodontiformes, Poeciliidae. Gene Ontology annotation, biological process: negative regulation of apoptotic signaling pathway. The record is from RefSeq and is a predicted model, not a curated record.
AUCCGCACAAAUUCAGAGCGUCAACUCCUCCACAAACAGCGUCUGUGCUCACACUGUCGGCGUGUUUCAGAGCCACAGGGAACCAUAAAACCAGAGCGACGAGGGUCGAGUGGCGAACCGACUUAGUGCAAAACAGGAAAAGGAAACGCCACAAGAGGCUGAAACCUUCCUCAGCAUCAGCAGCUGAAAGGAGCACGAAGGGAGAAUCAUGAAAAAGUCAAAGCAGGUGGGGAAUGAGAAUGAGCCUCCCAGCUACCAGGAAGCAACUGCAGGUUAUCCUGAGAUGGAGGCCCAGUUUGCCUGGGAUGAUAAGACCAUCAGGAGGACUUUCAUCAGAAAGGUUUACGCCAUCCUCAUGCUCCAGCUGUCUGUGACUGUCGGGAUUGUUUGUCUCUUCACGUUUUGCGCACCCGUGAGGUUUUACAUUCAGACUAACCCCAGCUUGUACAUGGCGUCUUACAUUAUGUUUUUUGCGACCUACAUUGCUCUGUCCUGCUGCGGAGAUCUGAGGAGGCAGUUCCCCUGGAACAUUACUCUUUUAGUUCUUUUUACUCUGAGCAUGGCCUUCAUGAUGGGCUUUGUUUCAAGCUUUUACAACACCAAGUCAGUGAUGCUGUGUCUGGGAAUCACAGCUCUGGUGUGUCUGUCCGUCACUGUGUUCAGCUUCCAGAGCAAGAUUGACGUAACGUCCUGCCAGGGCGUGCUGUUCUCUCUGUGCAUGGUCAUGCUGCUCUGUGCCAUUACCAUCUCCAUCGUCGUCCCCUUCGGAUAUGUUCCCUGGUUACAUGCCAUCUAUGCAGUGAUAGGAGCCAUCCUCUUCACCCUGUUUUUAGCUUUUGACACACAGCUGCUCCUAGGAAACAAGCGCUACGCCAUCAGUCCAGAGGAAUACAUUUUUGCCACACUCAGCCUCUACCUGGACAUCAUCUACCUGUUCAGCUUCCUGCUGCAGCUCACGGGAACCGGCCGGGAUUGAAGCGUGUGGCGCUGAAAACCUCCAAAACCAGCUCAGAGUCCAUUCCCAGCAGUAGAAUAACAAAUCGGGGAUAUCUGAAUCCUCGGAUCAGGUUCCUGAUCAGUCUAUUGCUUCUUCAUGUAGCCCCAGUGUUGCCACCCUGCUGCUGGUUCAUACUGUAAGACGUGCAUCACCUGAAGGAAGUGGUUUAUAUUUGUUCAGUGCUCUCUGACCCUCCAUGUUUAAAUGUUCGGGAUUCGUUGUGUGGGUUUUCUGUAUUGACUGCAGUCCUACAGUAAAUGCGUAAGCACUCACAAUCAGAGCGAUCAGCACCGACUCACUGGCUCCAUUUCCAUUUAAACACCACUAAGCCAGUGGCUGAGAUUCAGCAAAUCUGCUCUGAUGCACCGCUCUUUUGGAUCCAGCUAAUUUUAUUCAACAACUUAUUUUGAAAGGAGUAUGUAGAUGACCUUUUGUACCUGUAUUAGCAUUAAAAAAUCAUUUUAGAUGCCGUGGCUCUGUAUUUUGUGUACUGUACGUGUGUAACCGAUUCCUGAUGAACACUGUUAAUUUAUGGAUGAGAUUUGAUCGACUUGAGUAUUUUACCUGAGAAAUGAGCAAACUUCAACCACAAGGGAAAAUGUGUGUGUAGCAUGUUACAGUGCUUUUAACUGGUAAGAGCUGUCUAAAUAUAAAUUAUGAAUUAAUGUUAAAUGUGGCCUUUUAGAUGUAAUAGAAAUAUUUUUUCUUCUCAGAUUAAUGACCUGUGUAAGAAUGAGGAAGGUUUAGUGAAUAAAAACGAGGAAUGCAACUAUUUUUUAUUUUUACAAACUAAAAGCUAUGUGUACAUGCUCUGACUCUACUAAAAACUGACUCAUGACAUACAUUGUAUGGUUUGUGUGAACAAUAAAAAAGUGAAAACCAAAGCA